Messenger RNA from Zophobas morio, 3583 nucleotides. It is a transcript of the gene Strump, whose product is annotated as WASH complex subunit 5. The transcript has 10 exons. Lineage: Eukaryota; Metazoa; Arthropoda; Insecta; Coleoptera; Tenebrionidae. Gene Ontology annotation, cellular component: WASH complex; endosome. The record is from RefSeq and is a predicted model, not a curated record. Bases 91 to 3549 code for a protein of 1152 amino acids. Gene Ontology annotation, biological process: regulation of actin nucleation; endosome organization; endosome fission.
UUGUGUAAGUAUGUACAUUUGUGACUAGCGCUUUUGACAGUUGUACAACAAUGUAAAAUUGUUUUAUGUUUGUUGUUAUUGUUAGUGAAAAUGCCGGACUUUCUAGCCGAAAAUAACGUCUGCGGACAAACAAUUCUGCAGUUGGUGUCUAGAGGCAACGCGAUUAUUGCAGAACUGCUUCGACUGAAAGAUUACAUCCCUCAGACAUACAGAUUGGCAAAUAAAGAGGAUGUCCAGAAAUAUGGUGACAUUAUUAUGGACUUUAGCUACUUCAAAAUUGAGGAGGCCCAAAACAACAAGAUUGAAAAUUCAGAGCAAUUGCAAGACUUCGAUGAGGAAUUCCGCGACAACCACAUUGAAAUGAUAAACCGAUUUUACCUAACUUUUGAAAGUAUACACACGUACAUUACCGAUUUGAAUCACUUUUUGGGGGAGUUAGAGGAAGGGUUUCACAUUCACCAGUCUCUAGAGACGAUUUUUGCCGACAUGGAAGGAAAACAACUACUCUGUGAAGCUUUGUAUUUGUAUGGUUUAAUGUUGCUAAUAAUCGACGCUUACAUUGACGGCACUAUUCGCGAACGACUUCUAGUGUCCUACUACCGGUACACACCACAAAGAAGCGACACCCAGAGCCAAAUCGACGACGUUUGCAAGUUGUUACGGGACACCGGUUUUAAUACCCCCAGAAAACCUGCGAACUAUCCUGAGGAUUAUUUCCGGCGAGUGCCUAUUAAAUCUACGUACGUAGAUAUAGUCAUAGGUCACCUCCGUUCCGACGACAUUUACGGUCAGCUCGCCGUGUACCCCCUCCCCAAACACCGAAGUACCGCUUUAGCCCACCAAGCUUCCAUGCUAUACGUCUGCCUAUUUUUUUCCACCAACAUUCUCCACUCCCAAACUGCCAUCAUGCGCGAGAUCGUCGAUAAAUACUUCCCAGACAACUGGGUGAUUUCCGUCUACAUGGGCUUCAUCGUCAACCUAUCCGAAACCUGGGAGGCUUUCAAAGCCGCCAAGCUCGCUCUUAACAACACCCUAGAAACCGUCAACAUCAAAGGCUACGCCAACAGCUACGGCUCCAGCAUCGUCCCUUUACUCAAAUCCACCAACCUCAAGCUCAAAGAAGGCAACAUCACCAAAGACAACCUCCUCAAAGACGUCAACAACAUCAUCAACCUCCUCAGAGACUGCAACUUCACGAUCCGCUGGUUGAUGCUUCACACUAACAUCAAACCCAAGUUUGACAAAAACAAAAAACUCAAACAACUGAGAGAGUUAGUGUUGACGGAAUCCAAGUUCGAUCAAGUGCAGCUGUUCAAGCUGUUACUCAACACGGCUCAGUUGGAGCUCAUUACUAGAGACAUCUACAAGAACCUCCUCACCGAAAAGGAAAAACAAUGGAAAGAGUUGAAGGAGGAGAGUUUCAAGAGUCUGGUGGAACUCUCGGAGGUGUUCAGCGGGACGAAACCUCUCACUCGGAUCCAAAAGAACGAGAACUUGCAACAGUGGUUCUUGGAGAUUUCUAAACAAGUUGAGAGUUUGGCUCAAGAUGAUGGGGCGUCGUCGAGGAAGAUUGUGCAGCUGAUUCAGGCUUUGGAAGAAGUGCAGGAGUUUCACCAGCUUGAAAGCAACAUGCAAGUGAUACAGUUUUUGUCCGAAACGAGGAAGUGUAUGCAUCAGAUGAUCAGGAACAUGAACAUCAAGGAAGAUGUCUUGAUUACGUUGCAAAUCAUCGGCGAUUUGAGUUACGCGUGGGAAUUGAUCGACUCGUUCACCCCGAUCAUGCAGCUGGGGAUCAAACGGGAGCCUACUUUAGUGAUCAAACUGAGGGCCAUUUUCUUGAAAUUGUCGUCCGCUUUGGAAGUGCCGCUUCUGCGAAUCAAUCAGGCUCACAGUGAAGAUUUGAUCUCAGUGUCGCAGUACUACAGUAGUGAGUUGGAGAUCUACGUGAGGAAGGUUCUUCAGAUCAUCCCGAAGAUGAUGUUUGAGAAGAUGGCCAGGAUUAUUGAGAUUCAGACGUCGAUUUUGAAGGAGUUGCCCACGCGGUUGGAUAAAGACAAACUAAAGGAUUACGCACAAUUGAACGAAAGGUUUGAGUUUGCAGAACUCACUCACUCGAUUUCGGUUUUCAGUCAAGGGAUGAGAAUGAUGAAGAGUACUCUAGUGGGUGUGAUUUGCCUAGAUCCGAAGCAACUCCUCGAGGACGGGAUUCGGAAAGAAUUAGUACAAUACAUUUCAAAGGCUUUACAUUCCGGACUUAUUUUUAACCAAAGGGCGAAAGCCGAAGAGCUGGAGCAACGUUUAGUGGCUCUAGGACAAAUCAUGGACGGCUAUAAACGCUCGUUCGAGUAUAUACAGGACUACAUCAACAUCAACGGUCUAAAAAUCUGGCAAGAAGAAGUCACCAGAAUAAUAAACUACAACGUGGAACAAGAAUGCAACGGGUUUCUCCGGAACAAAGUCCAUACCUGGGAAAGUGCGUUCCAGAGUCGCUACGUCCCUAUACCCUUGUACCCAUCCACUGAUAACAUCAGCGAAAACUUCAUCGGGCGUCUGGCCAGAGAAAUAAUUCGCUUAACCGACCCCAGACAGAGCGUCUAUCUCGACCAGACGUCCUCUUGGUACGACAUCAAGUCCCACAAACCUAUCCUUAACAAGGAGACCAUCACCCUCGUAGCCUCGGCUAUCGAGAUUUCGGGCCUGGUGGGUUUGGACCGGCUAUUCUCUUUCAUGAUCAUUUCCAACCUCCAGAAGCUCUCCGGGUUCUUGGAAAACAAACACACCAAGACGAACUCCUGGCACAAUAUUUUGUCGAGCAUCCAAAAGGAAAUCGGUGCGGCUGAUUCAGCUCCCAAUCCCUUGAAGUUCUAUCAGAACUGCAUUAAUCGAACUACCAAGAUUUGGAACGAAUUUCUCGAUUGCGUUCUUUUGGUAGGGCAGCUGCAGUUAAUGAGGAACUUGAUCGCGUUUCAUUUGAAUAAGUCGUGUAAGUUUAACGCGAAGAAUUUGGAGUCGUCGCUGAGGUCCUUGAGCAAGGCUUUGUUGCUCGAUGUCACUAGUGGGGAUUAUACUCCCAGUGAAGACCUCAUGGCUAACUUAUCGCAUUAUUUUGAUUACUCGGGUUUGAAUAACCCGUUCAAUAAAAUCUACAUCACGUCUAGGUGUGACGAAGGUUAUGCCGUGAUUGUUUUCAUGUUUGUGGUAGCACACCUAAACAAGAUCUUCCUUCUUCGUCAAUUAGGAAACAUCAACAAGAGAAACUCGGACCAGAUCGAUGGAACGGCGUUCGCGGUAGCCGUACACACGAUUAUUAAACAAUUCCAUAGCAAGUUAAACAACAGUUUUAUUAAAUUGCUUUCAAACUACAUUACACAAAUUACAAGGUAUAACAUCAGUAUUAAGGCUUCAGAGUUACCCGUCGAGGUAUCCCUAGCAAUGAACUUCCUCGAAACCUACACCAACUACUCCGAAUCGUCGAGAAACUUCCUUAAAGAGUGCAUCCCUGAGGAAAUCUACCACCUGGAACAAACCCUGAUCGCCCCAACCGGCUAAUUGUAGACCUUUUACAAUAAAAUCUAAAACUUAA